ACUCAACUACUUUUUUUUUAAAUAUAAUGACAAGGGCACGCAAAGCAGCACAAGAAGCCAAAGUGUUAUUAGCACCUAUUCCUUUAUACCGUCAGAUCCUUCGAGUGCAUCGCAAUUUACCACCGGCCAUGCGUGCAAUGGGUGAUGAUUAUGUCAAGUCCGAAUUUCAUCGACAUAAAGAUACAGAUAAUCCUGUUCAUAUCAUUGGCUUUAUUUCUCAAUGGCAAGAGUACUUGGAAACGCUUCAAAAACAAACAGCACCACGUCCACAAGAAGAAUCAUCAGCACCUGUACAAGAUCAUUUGGUCCGAAGUUUCAAUACACCUAAAGACGGUUGGGGAAAACGAUUAGAGAAUAGUUUAUUGGAGAAAAUGAGUGAUGAACAACUUGGACAGAUUUAUGAAUUACGAACUCAAAUCAAAAAGUCGGUCCAUGGUGAAGAUGAUCAGCAAGAAAAAAAAUAGAUUGCUCCCUUUAGAUAGUGUUAGAUUCUUGUUUAUAAUAAAGAUUAUAUUUUUAUCAUAUUCAA
Molecule: messenger RNA, 529 nt
Organism: Halteromyces radiatus
Lineage: Eukaryota; Fungi; Mucoromycota; Mucoromycetes; Mucorales; Cunninghamellaceae
Exons: 2
Coding region: 27-464 (145 amino acids)
Biological process (GO): succinate metabolic process; mitochondrial respiratory chain complex II assembly
Cellular component (GO): mitochondrial intermembrane space; mitochondrion
Source: RefSeq, a predicted model, not a curated record